CAACAAAUCCAUCGGGAAGAAGAAAAAAAAAAGGAAAACUGUUAGCCUGUGACAUAGCCUACACGGCAAACGAUAUGCUUGGACGUUUUGACCAGCGAUGAGCAGUUUCCUGUUGUAGCUACAGGCUCUAAACGAGCUGCUCUCCCCCAGACCAUGGUCGAUAAUCGGUAUGCCACAGCUUUGGUCAUCGGCUCGGUGCUGAGUCUGCUGGCCACAGUGUACCUGUCUGUGGCCGUGGGGACUCAGCACUGGUACCAGUACAACAGUCCACAAGUCAAUCACGACAGCAGCAACGUCUCCGAGCUACGAGACGACUUCAUCAAUGGAGAGUUUGAAGAGAAGAUCUACAGCGAGACCAUGUACCGGCUCAACGGCACUCUGGGGCUGUGGUGGAGGUGCAUUCAGGUUCCCAGCCGCAUCCAGUCGCACUGGUAUAGAGAGCCAGAUCCCAAGAUGGAGACCCAGUGUGUGAGCUUCACUCUUCCUCAGCAAUUUUCUCCAAAGUUCAAGUAUGAUGGAAACCACAGCAGUGAAGAUCUACUGAGAACAUAUCUAUGGCGAUCCCAGUUUCUCCUCCCCUUGGUGUCUCUGGCUUUGGUGUUCCUCAGUGGUCUAGUUGGGGUCUGCGCCUGCUUGUGUCGUAGCUUCACCCCCACCUUUGGUGUGGGGGUUCUUCAUGUUCUUGCAGGUCUGUGCUCCCUGGGCACUGUUAGCUGUUUCUUGGCGGGGAUGGACUUGCUCCACCAGUACUCCAAACCGCCAGGGGGGGUAGAGGGCUCGUUGGGCUGGUCCCUCUACCUCGCCCUUAUCUCCUUCCCUCUGCAGAUGAUGGCAGCUGCUCUGUUCCUGUGGGCAGCCAAGAGUCACCGCAAGAACUACACACGCAUCAUUGCUUACAGGGUCGCAUAAGAGAGCGAGAGGCGACUCAUAACAGUGGUGUCUUGUAGCUUAAAAAACACCCUUCUGGUCUGAGGACUUCAUUACACAUCCUGUCAUUCAUAGGAGCUGACGCUAAUCCAAAGAAUUGACCGUUUCACUUACAGAGUAUCACAGACCUUAAUACCGGAAUAAACUAAACCAGACAGCGAAUCAUCACAAGUGCUCAUAUGUAGGUAUAGGGUUUUUUUUAUCAGAGUUUUGCUUUCCGAACAUUUGUUUUAAUAGUAUCUAUAACCGAUCUUACCCAAAGUGUGUUCUUAAUGUCUUUCAAUGCCCAUCAAAUGUUGGGAAUCAUUUGCUGUUUAUGGUGUUUGCCUUUUUUGCCGUGCAGAGUUUGUUUGCGUUCUUUGUCAGUUGCCAUUUCUUUUAAAGCUGCUCACCACAUUGCUCUUAAAUCAUCUACAAACAUGCACUGUCACCAAAAACAAACGUGCAGAGACAUGUUGAGAUGUUUUUCAUAACCAGGACAUGAAAAAUAUUACUCAUCAUUAUGUUCCUUAAUUUUGAUGCGUUAUUGUUGUGUUCUUAUUUUGCGUUAUUGUUAGUAUGGAGCCUUUGCUGUGCAUGCCUUUUUAGCUGACAUUUCCAUCAUCUGUGGUAAUUGCCAAUUUCUGUCUGUGGUAUGUGACGAUUAAAUGUCAGUCAUUGAAGACGUAGCCUUCUAUUGUCACCAGUAUUUAUAGAUCUAAUAUUUAUUAACUCAGUUUGUGUUUAAAAAAAAAAAAUUACUUGUUUUGAAGUCAGUCGAGAAGAACCUGUGACCUAAUUGCAACGUUUAGCCCCAAAUUGCAGUACUGCCAUUUUACAUUUCUAAUAUUUGGGUUUUAGUCUUUGGGAUAUUUUGUUUAAACAAAAUUUUAUUUGACAGUAUUUUUAUGGUUAAGAUCUUUUUCAAGAGCGAACAGAGAAACAAUGACACUGUCAAACAAGAAGCUUCAAACUUCAAAGUGCUUAGGAUGACUCCCUCGAGCAAAGUGGGACAGUUUGACUGGCAAAUACAGGUUUUACAUCAAGUCUUGUCUGUUAUAGCCCAGAGUCAAAGAGGCUUUACAUAACCACUCUUCAUUUGCAAGUGUACGUGCUUCUUAAUCUACAUCGUUGUACUCAACAUUUGUGUGGAAAGAAUGAAUUUAUGUUUGAUUUUUACCAGCAUCAGAAAAUGAACUGUAAUGUUUUUGUUUCCUAUUUUGUUACACGUCUAAUGUGUAUACACUCUGGCUUUUCUAAAUGUUUGUGUGUUCUGAUGCACACUGUACUUGUUUCUAUGUUAAUACAUUUGAGAAUUGCUGGC
Solea senegalensis (Senegalese sole) is the source of this 2230-nucleotide messenger RNA. Its product is annotated as claudin domain-containing protein 1-like. Bases 154 to 909 code for a protein of 251 amino acids. Lineage: Eukaryota; Metazoa; Chordata; Actinopteri; Pleuronectiformes; Soleidae. Gene Ontology annotation, cellular component: membrane. The transcript is spliced from 5 exons. The record is from RefSeq and is a predicted model, not a curated record.